Molecule: messenger RNA, 1793 nt
Organism: Tachysurus fulvidraco (yellow catfish)
Lineage: Eukaryota; Metazoa; Chordata; Actinopteri; Siluriformes; Bagridae
Gene: acd
Product: ACD shelterin complex subunit and telomerase recruitment factor
Exons: 13
Coding region: 217-1671 (484 amino acids)
Biological process (GO): telomere capping; telomere maintenance via telomerase
Cellular component (GO): shelterin complex; chromosome, telomeric region; telomerase holoenzyme complex
Molecular function (GO): telomeric repeat DNA binding
Source: RefSeq, a predicted model, not a curated record
CACCGGAACUUAAACGCUCUUUGUUCGUGUUUCUACACGGAGCGAAAACAAGAGUGCAGCGGUCGAUCGAGCCGCCAAAUUCGUUCGCUUGGUUUUGAGCGAAAUCUAAUUUUGCGUGUGAACCUUGAGAACAGGAUUAAAGUACAAAUUUUUUUAACAUGUGAUCGUGUUGUCAGUACACGUUUACAAAGGGAUUUUAAACCAGUUUAGGCCGUAAUGCGGCGCUGCAGGACUGAGAGUGAACCGACUCCGUGGAUCGAGCAGAUGAUUCAGAACUACAGCAAAGAGCAGCAGCGCUGUUCGAGCGUCAGAGCUCAUGUAGUCGGGGUGAGCGACUUGACCGAGUCUCAGCGCACGGAUGUGAGUGAUGCUUGCAUGCUGUUCCUGUCAGAUGGGACCGUGUUCAUCCCUGCGGUGCUCAGUGCCUCAGCCUGGGAGCACAUGCAGGAGUUAGAGGAGAGAGACACGUUUUCAGGGCUGGACAACACGACGGUGUCGGUGCGAAAAUUCCAGCUGAACUUCCACAUGGACCCAGAACUGACGAACUGUCAGUUUUAUCUCACUAUUAAUCAGAUCGUCACUGUGGGUCGAGUCAGUAGACAUCACCGUCCCCCGAGCUGCACAAUGCUGCCAUCAGUCAGGCAACAAAUCCUGAAGACGUGGCGCUCCCUCAUGAAGGAGAGUUCAAUCACUUCUGUGUGCUCACAGUCAGGACUCCCGCUUUCCUGUUUGAUGGGGGCGUGGCACAAUGACAUCAUCAUGGACCUCCUGAAUGAUGCAAUCAAGAAAAUAGCCACACCCUCUGCAGGUCACCUGGGGACAGCCACGCCCACACAUUGGCACCGAGAGAGGCUUCGCUGCAAGGGUGAGGAGAGUUUCAGCACUCCUGUGUCUCAUCUCCUGAUCCCAGAGGAGCAGAGGGAGAUGUUGACAGCUGAUCCCGGUGUGUCGAGUUUGAGCGAAACUCCAAGUGGUCUGGUGCCUCCGCAAGUAGCUGAACCAAUGACAUCGCCAAUCACUAUGCAAGAUAGGGGCGGAGACUCGUCUACCCCGGCGUCCGAUAGGCUGGAAGAUGGGCAUCUGCUCACCCAGAAUAACACCAAAGCAGGUCUCUCAGAGGUUUGGUGUGGAGGAGGAGGAGGAGAGAACGGGGACCGAGAGAGCCCCUGGGAUUUAUUCGAUCCUGCUGAUGACCUGAUCCGAACCUCCCCAUGUUCUUUAGAGUGUCAUGCUGAGCCGCUCUUACAGCUGGACAGUCGCUCUCAGCUUGUUAACGAGUCCAAGAUCAUUGGUCCAUCUCUUCAAAGACCACACCCAUCUCUGCCUAGCCCCACCCACCGGAGUGACCUGACAACCACAGACCUGCAUCAGGAGCCAACAAUCACACACACUGCAGCCGUGUGUGUAGAAGAAAAAUCCCUAACAGAAGCUCCCCAAAAAAUACCAGGCCACAUGUCGCACACCCCUCCCAAUAAAAAGAGCAGAGUCCAUUCAGACGGAAGCAGUUUCUCAUACACAUAUGAUCCUUGUCCAAACGUCACGUUGGAUCUCAGCCAGUUCAAAGUCCCAGAGCGCCUGGUGCAGUGGGCGGUGGCUUACCUGGGGACCCCUCGACACACACUUAUUGUCAGCAGCGGAGUGGAGCUGAGAGAGGUUCCAAUGUUGAAAUGAUUCUUGUUGUGUUCUGUAUAUUCUGUAUAAACAGUGUUGUUGUACUGAACGUUGUAAAAUCCUUUUUUAAAUAUUAUUUUAUGUGUAUUAUUAAAAUAAAAUUCUCAAACAAAUCUUAAAAA